Molecule: messenger RNA, 762 nt
Organism: Colletotrichum navitas
Lineage: Eukaryota; Fungi; Ascomycota; Sordariomycetes; Glomerellales; Glomerellaceae
Product: CAP domain-containing protein
Exons: 3
Coding region: 1-762 (253 amino acids)
Source: RefSeq, a predicted model, not a curated record
AUGCACUUCCCCGCAAGAUCAGCAGUUGGCCUGGGCCUGAUGGCUGCCCAUGUCACGGCCAUUGUGCUGCCCAAUGUCCUCGGUCCUAUUGUCACUGUCGUCCCUUCAGGUCUGCCCCUAACUAUUACCGUCACCUCUACGAUGACCGGUUUGCCCCCGACAGCAUCAUUGAACUUAACGGCAUCAAUGAACUCGACGGCAUUGUUGAACACAACAUCAUCAUUAAACCUAACGGCAACGGCAAGACCGACCGUCUCGAUCAAGACCUCGGGUACCCCCUCUACUGUUUUGCCCACUCCCACCACGCCCCCAACUUCGGGUUUGACCGCCGAUCAGCAGAAAGCCCUUAACCUUCACAACAUAUAUAGAGCCCAGGUUGGUAAUGGAGACUUGACCUGGGAUGACGGCCUUGCCCAGAGCGCUCAGAAAUGGGCAAACUACCUCGCCGCUUCUUCCCUCUUUGAGCAUGACCCGAACACGGGUGGCCAGGGCGAAAAUUUGGCCUAUUUUCAAGGUGUCACCGGCUCCCAAUACGCCAAUGCUGUCCAGCUUUGGCUUGACGAGAAGGAUCUGUACGACGGGAAGCCCAUUACGGACAAGGCAGGCGUGCCCAACUACCAUACAUAUGGCCAUUACACUCAGUGUAUCUGGAAGUCUACCAAUAAGGUCGGCAUGGCCAUGGCAACGGGUCCAGACAAUAAAGUCUAUGUGGUUGCCCGCUACCUCCCCCCCGGAAACUACAUUGGCCAAAUGCCUUACUAG